Molecule: messenger RNA, 520 nt
Organism: Parasteatoda tepidariorum (common house spider)
Lineage: Eukaryota; Metazoa; Arthropoda; Arachnida; Araneae; Theridiidae
Source: RefSeq, a predicted model, not a curated record
AUGUAUGUUACACUCAUGGAAGAUUACAUAGACAAAAGGCAAGGUGAAAUAGCGCCGGAAAAUCAUGAUAAGGAGGAAAAAAGCUAUUACAUACCUCAUCAUGUAGUCAUUAAAGAGAAAAGCGCAGAAAUUAAAGGACGAAUAGUGUUCGACGCCUCUUCUCACACACCAGGCCAUCCAUCAUUAAACGAUGUUCUAGAACAAGGUCCCAACUUACUUCCAGAAAUUUUAGCCACCUUAUUACGAUUUCGUCUUCACAAACAAGCAAUUAGUGAUGGAAGUCAGGCUUUUUUACAAUUAACCUUGUGGGAAAAAGACAGAUGUGCUACUAAGUUUCUAUGGUUCAAAACCAGAAAAAAUGGUGAUGGACAUUUGCAGCUGGAGAAUGAAAUUGUGGUCUACCAAUUUACACGUUUACCCUUUGGAUUAACCAGCAGCCCAUUCCUUCUUUCAGCUACACUUGACGAAUUAUCCUGCAUGUACUCAAACAUUUAUCCCACAGCAGCUAAACAUAUAAAAG